Molecule: messenger RNA, 1382 nt
Organism: Dicrocoelium dendriticum
Lineage: Eukaryota; Metazoa; Platyhelminthes; Trematoda; Plagiorchiida; Dicrocoeliidae
Source: the annotation of a GenBank genome assembly
AAGACGCACGAAGUACAAAACGGGCUUUCCCGUUGCAUUUGACAACGUCCGAGACAAUAUUUGAGGAGACACUGGAGGGCACGUUGACACCCAAAAUAAUUCGUACUUCACCACAUUUGCAAUGGAUUGCCAAAGCAUCCUACAAACUUCAACUCGGCAAGACAGGAUCCGCAAGAUGCGGUGUUGCGCACAUGUAGGUUUCCAUGCAGCCCUGAACAGUCCCCCUGCAUCCUACACCUCACCAUUACGUGGCGUGAUGGUCGGCAUGGGCCAGAAGGACAGCUACGUUGGUGACGAGGCACAGUCGAAACGGGGCAUCCUCACACUCAAGUACCCGAUCGAACACGGAAUCGUGACGAAUUGGGACGAUAUGGAGAAGAUCUGGCACCACACUUUCUACAACGAACUGCGUGUGGCCCCAGAGGAACAUCCCGUGCUCCUCACCGAAGCACCACUGAACCCGAAGGCCAAUCGAGAGAAGAUGACUCAAAUUAUGUUCGAGACAUUCAACACACCCGCCAUGUAUGUGGGCAUUCAGGCGGUGUUGUCGCUGUACGCAUCUGGUCGUACGACGGGAAUAGUGUUGGAUUCGGGUGACGGUGUCACUCACACCGUGCCCAUCUACGAGGGAUACGCUCUGCCGCACGCCAUCCUGCGUCUCGAUUUGGCAGGACGCGAUCUCACGGAUUACCUGAUGAAAAUCCUCACCGAGCGUGGUUACAGUUUCACGACGACGGCAGAGCGUGAGAUCGUGCGUGAUAUCAAGGAGAAGUUGUGCUACGUGGCUCUGGACUUUGAGCAGGAGAUGGCCACUGCGGCGUCCAGUUCGUCGUUGGAGAAGAGUUACGAAUUGCCUGAUGGUCAGGUGAUCACGAUCGGGAACGAGCGAUUCCGUUGUCCGGAGGCGUUGUUCCAACCGAGCUUCCUGGGUAUGGAGUCUGCUGGUGUGCAUGAGACCACGUUCAACUCGAUCAUGAAAUGUGACGUGGACAUUCGCAAGGAUUUGUAUGCGAAUACGGUGAUGUCUGGUGGGACGACCAUGUUCCCUGGAAUUGCGGAUCGUAUGCAGAAGGAGAUCACUGCUCUGGCUCCGAGUACCAUGAAGAUCAAGAUAGUGGCACCUCCGGAGCGCAAGUACUCUGUGUGGAUUGGUGGUUCCAUUUUGGCGUCGUUGUCUACGUUCCAGCAGAUGUGGAUCUCGAAGCAGGAGUAUGAUGAAUCUGGUCCUGGUAUUGUUCACCGCAAGUGCUUCUAAACUGGUCGCACUCUGUCGCUGAUCAUGCCUGAUCUUCAGGUGUUGCACUAGUAAUGAGACCAACUCUGUAUUCAACGUUAUCUUUUUAUUUCUCCUAAACUUCCUUGAUUAGAUGCUUUUCAUCUCC